GGCAGGCCCCGCCCUCCUGCCCCCCCUCAUGGCACUGCGGAGCCUCGCCCUCCUGGCUGGCCUUCUGCUGGGAGUUGCCAGCAAGUCCACGGAAAGCAUGGCCCAGGAGCCCGAGUGCUGUGUGGGUGUGGAUGUGGUGGACAUCAAUGCCACCUGCCCGGGCACAAGUCUCUGUGGCCCAGGCUGCUAUAGGCGCUGGAACGCGGACGGCAGCGCCAGCUGCAUCCGCUGCUGGAACGCAACCUCUCCGGCCCACAACAGCUCCGAGUGCAGAAGCCUCACCAGCCGGGGCACGCCACUCCCCAUGAACAGGAGCACGGGGAGCCCUGGACGGCCACAUUUGGGAGGUCCUCAUGUGGCAGCCUCCCUCUUCCUGGGGACACUCUUCAUCAGCUCCGGCCUCAUCCUCUCCGUGGCUGGGUUCUUCUACCUCAAGCGCUCCAGCAAGCUCCCCAGGGUCUUCUACAGGAGAAGCAAAGCCCCGGCCCUGCAGCCCGGCGAAGCCUGCGGAAGCCACGCUAUGUCAGGCGCGAGCGGCCCCCGGACAGGGCCACGGACCCCACUGCCUUCUCCUCGGUGGAGGCCCGAAUUAGCAACGUGUGACCUGCAGGACCUGAUGGCACCACCUGCUGCUCAGCACACGAAGGGCCGGUGCUGCCCGGGGCUGGAUGGGCCUGGACACAGCCAGAUCGGUGCUGAGUGGGCAUCUGGCCACCUGGAGGUCCCGGCUUCCCUCCCACAGCUUCGUGGUUUCAGGGACAGGAGCAGGUGUCUGUGGGGCCUCGGGGCUGGGAGUGAGGCCGUGGGGGUCUGGGCCCCCUGGGGAGACACAGCGAGGCCCCCGCACCUGCAGCCAAGAUGCAGGCCGAUCCAAACGGCCAAACCUGCACGGCCUUCAGGGUCACCGGGCUACUCCAGGGGCUCAGCCGCUGUGCCCUCCGGAGCCCUGUGGACAGGCCCCUGCAGCAGCACCACGUGCGGACCACACCCCUCCAGGAGCGGCGGGAGCAAGUGUCCUGGCUUCCUGUUGGCCUCCUUCUGUUUUUAAGCAGAAAAGUCCUCUAGGCUCUGCUGUCCCUCUGAUCCCCAUGCCUGGGCCAGGUAGGCCCAUCCUCAUCCACCCAGGGAUGGGCUCUGCAACUGCCGGGGCUCAAGGCCGGGCACCCACAGGGACGUGGGCACCACGGCCGUCCGCAUCCACACCCCACAGGUCACAGGCCUGGCUGGUGGCCCAAGUCCCAGGGUCCUGCCAGCUGCCCAGGCCACCAGCUACUGCUUCCACGCAUCUCUGGUGUGCUGGCUGCAGGCAGCCCUUGGGUUCCCGUGGAGAAAGGCGCCUUGGUGGCCACCGUCUGCACCCUGGCUUGGCGCUCAGCUGUGGGUCCCAGGUCCUCUGCUGCUACCGGCAUCAUCUCUUUUAAAGUCUGGUCCACAUCUGAGGGUGGCCUGACUGGGGGCCCCACGCUCCUCUGCCGUGCUGAGCUCCCCAAGACUCGGGCUGGAGGUCCGGCGGUGGGUGGGAGUGCCCAUGCAAAGGCGC
This is a messenger RNA of Propithecus coquereli (Coquerel's sifaka), 1540 nucleotides long. RefSeq names its product chromosome unknown open reading frame, human C1orf159. Bases 29 to 1048 code for a protein of 339 amino acids. The record is from RefSeq and is a predicted model, not a curated record. NCBI's taxonomy places the organism in Eukaryota, Metazoa, Chordata, Mammalia, Primates, Indriidae. The transcript is spliced from 8 exons.